GACCACAAACACACCACCUCCUGGUGGCAAAUUUGUUACUUCUAUCUGAUGCUGAUCAGCAGCAUCCUCCGCCAAUCAAAAUCCUUCGCGUGUCACAGCUACAAACUAAGGCUGGGAAAGUGUGAUUCUACCCAAUCUGUUCUGCUUUCAGUGCCGCCGGUUUGUGCUGAAUUGCUACACCAGAUGAGAAUUCGCUGUCUCUGACUAUAGAGGAGAGAGAUGUUGAACCCUUUCCUCUCUUUAACUCAGAAAACCCAGCUAUCACUUUUGUUUAAGACCGACCCCGUUUCAGAUUCCUGUGGAUUAUCUUCAAAGCAGACUGCUUUUCUCAGAGGACAGUUACAAUUUCAUAGCAGACACUUUCUUCACUUCAAGUUGAACCGUGGUCGGAUUAGAUGUACAGGAGUUGUGGUUUCACCGAGUUGCGUGCUCCCAUUGACUGAAGAGAAUGUGGAGAAGGUUCUAGAUGAGGUACGGCCUGGCUUAAUGCGUGAUGGAGGCAAUGUGGCUUUGCAUGAGAUAGAUGGUCUUGUCGUGGUUUUAAAGCUGCAAGGAGCAUGUGGAUCAUGUCCAAGCUCAAGUAUGACGUUAAAGAUGGGAAUUGAGACUAAGCUGCGCGAUAAAAUACCCGAAAUCAUGGCUGUAGAGCAGAUCAUGGACACUGAAACUGGAUUGGAGCUAAAUGAGGAAAAUGUCGAAAAGGCCCUUGCUGAGAUUAGACCAUACCUUGCUGGGACAGGAGGUGGAGUGCUUGAACUUGUUCAAAUCAAUGAUUAUGUUGUCAAGGUUCGGCUUAGUGGUCCUGCAGCUGGUGUUAUGACUGUUCGUGUUGCCUUAACUCAGAAGUUGAGAGAAACGAUACCUGCCAUUGCAGCUGUCCAACUGAUAGAUUGAUAAAGAAAUCUUCGCAAACAUCAUCUACAGCAAAGGAAAAAUAGAAUGUAAAGAGCAUGGAGUUUAUCUUCUUCACAGCAAGGAAUAAUCAGAUGUUAAUCAUAAAAUCACACCGGGUUUAACUUUUGGAUGCUGUGCUCGUUCAUUCUAAUAUGAAUUGUUUCAACUGCUUCAGUUAAUGAUGAUUUUUUAUUUUUUUUUU
This is a messenger RNA of Populus euphratica (Euphrates poplar), 1096 nucleotides long. It is a transcript of the gene NFU3, whose product is annotated as NFU domain protein 3. Gene Ontology annotation, cellular component: chloroplast stroma; mitochondrion. The transcript is spliced from 4 exons. The record is from RefSeq and is a predicted model, not a curated record. Gene Ontology annotation, biological process: iron-sulfur cluster assembly. Gene Ontology annotation, molecular function: iron ion binding; iron-sulfur cluster binding. Lineage: Eukaryota; Viridiplantae; Streptophyta; Magnoliopsida; Malpighiales; Salicaceae. The coding region runs from base 220 to 894 and encodes 224 amino acids.